Molecule: messenger RNA, 1806 nt
Organism: Taeniopygia guttata (zebra finch)
Lineage: Eukaryota; Metazoa; Chordata; Aves; Passeriformes; Estrildidae
Gene: HOXB8
Product: homeobox B8
Biological process (GO): regulation of transcription by RNA polymerase II
Cellular component (GO): nucleus
Molecular function (GO): RNA polymerase II transcription regulatory region sequence-specific DNA binding; DNA-binding transcription factor activity, RNA polymerase II-specific
Source: RefSeq, a predicted model, not a curated record
ACCAACAACCUCUUAUUGAAAUUAAAAUGAGCUCCUAUUUUGUCAACUCACUCUUCUCCAAAUACAAAACCGGCGACUCCCUGCGCCCCAAUUACUAUGACUGUGGGUUCGCUCAGGAUCUCGGGGGCAGACCCACCGUGGUCUACGGCCCCAGCGCGGGGGGCACCUUCCAGCACCCGCCCCAAAUCCAGGAGUUCUACCACGGCGCCUCGUCGCUCUCCAGCUCCCCGUACCAGCAGAACCCGUGCGCCGUGGCGUGCCACGCCGGGGAACCGGGCAACUUCUACGGCUACGAGCCGCUGCAGCGGCAGAGCCUCUUCGGCGGCCAGGAGCCCGAGCUGCUGCCCUACGCCGACUGCAAGCUCGCCGGGGGCGGCCUCGAGGAGGCGGAGAGCUCGGAGCAGAGCCCUUCUCCCACCCAGCUCUUCCCCUGGAUGCGACCGCAAGCAGCCGCCGGACGCAGGAGGGGGAGGCAAACCUACAGCCGCUACCAGACGCUGGAACUGGAGAAGGAAUUUCUAUUUAAUCCCUACCUGACCCGCAAACGGAGGAUCGAGGUCUCGCAUGCCCUGGGAUUGACAGAGAGGCAGGUCAAAAUCUGGUUCCAGAACAGGAGGAUGAAAUGGAAAAAGGAGAACAACAAAGACAAGUUUCCCAGCAGCAAAUGCGAGCAGGAAGAACUGGAAAAACAGAAAAUGGAAAGAGCCCAGGAGGUGGACGAGGAAGGGGAAGCACAGAAGGCGGACAAGAAAUAAAGGGAAUUUUGAGGACUGAAAGGCAAGCGCUGCUGGGCUGGAGGAGCCCCCGAGCCCCGCGUUAAUGAGAGUUGGUGUGAGGGAGGGGUGGGGGUGGUGGUGGGGAGGGGGGGGACACACGACAAAAACAACAAACCAGGAAAACAAAGCGUAGAAAAGAGAAAAAGGGGAAGCAGGGAAAAAAAAAAAAAGAAAAAAAAACCACAAAAAAAAUCCCUUUUAUUGCUGUAAAACAAUAUAGCUGUAAGCGCCACUUUCCCGAUUAUCCUUUGACACAAUGAGCAGAGCGCGGGAGGCUCCGGGAGCUCUCGGCUGCCUUUUGCCAGUUAUUAACUAGCGGUAGUGUAACGCAAUAGCUUCUGUAAAACAUGACUGUGAAAUUCUCUUCUCUCUCUCUGUCUUUCUCUCUGUCUCUCUCUUCUUUCCGGGGCCGUGGGGGGUGGGUGGUUAAAUAGCUUUCAGCGCUAGAGGAGUUCUGUGAGAUUACAUUUGUGCACUUUUUUAGUUUUCAAUUAUUUUAAUUUUUUUAAAUUUGGAUUUUUAGUUCGUUAUUUCCCAUCCUUUUUUUUUAUUAUUAUUUUGUUGUUGUUGUCGUCGUUGUUGUUAUUGUGGUUUAUCUGUAUGUACUGGAGGUAGCUAUUGAGACAAACAUCCCAACAACAUGAAACUGCCUAUUUAUGCUAUAGUUAUCUCUCUCUUCACUUUCCCCUCCUCUUCUUUGCCUUGGUUAGGGUGUUUUAUUUUUUCCUUUUUUUUUUUUUUAACACAAUUUUUCAAUGUCUCUUCCAUAAGGAAAAAAAAAAAAAAAAAGGGAAAAAAGAAAAAAAAAAAAAAAAAAAGGCGUUUUUCUCUCCUUUAGUUAGCAUGCGCACAGUGAAGCAAGUUGUAAAGUGAUCUUUAGGUUAACUGUGAAAAAGAAUGUAUACUGUAUACGUGAAUUACUUUAUUGGGGGAACUAAUGCUAUAUUUUGUUGUUCUUUCACCACUUUGUUCUAUUGUCUAAACCUGGAAGCGGCGGAAGAAAAGUUACAAUAAAGUUUACAAGCGAGAA